UUUCUUGUUUUCAUCAAAAGCUAUUUGAAAGUUUAUAAGAUAGUGUAAGCAAAUAAGAAGAAGCUAUGAACGAGGAUGGCCUUCUUAGAUCUCCCUUUCAUGUUCAAGGCGUUCCGGUUUAAUAGACUUGUAGUUGGAGAUGGAAGGAGAAGGAAGAAGAAGAAACCAUCAUGGUUAACUCCGGUUUCUCACGGAUACUAUACCGUUGACCGGUCAAGCUAUACCGACAAUUCAUCGAAUGAAGAUUUGGUUUUCGUACAGAGAGAGCAGCAAAAUGAAGAGCUUGAGGUUUGGUUAUUUGGAGUUUCAAAUUCUGAAACAGGGAAAGAGAUGGUCAAAUAUAUGCAAAACCAUUUAUUUGAUAAGCUUCCUAGUGAGCUCGGAAUUAUGAGAAAGUGUAAAGAGACUAUGAGAAGAGCAUACGCUGAGGACGAGAGAACCGGUGGCUCAGCUGCUUUGGUGGCCGUGGUGAAUGGAGAGAAGGUAGCUCUGGCGAGUAUAGGCGGCCAUAGAGUGGUGGUUUGUAGAGACGGCGAGGCUUAUCAAAUCAGAGAUAAGAAUCGGAGAUACUUAACAAAAAAUUGGUCACAACUUCUCUUUCCAGUAUGUAAACAAGGAGAAACAGAAGAUGAAUCAGAUCCAAGAAAUUCAGAACUUGUAGUUGUUACAGAAAAUAUUAAUUCAGAUACAGAGUUUAUCAUUAUUGGUAGCUAUGGGAUUUGGGAGGUGAUGAAGAAUCAAGAAGCGAUUAACCUAAUCAGACACAUAGAAGAUCCUAAAGAAGCUGCAAAAUGUUUAGCUGAAGAAGCUUUAAACAGGAUUAGCAAAAGCAGUAUUUCUUGUGUUGUAAUCCGGUUCGACUAAACCUGUUUGGAGAGCAUUUUCUGAAAUUCAAAGUCAUUAUCUUAAUCAUCCCUUAAUCGUCAUAAUAAUCUCCAACAGAAAACAAAAUUAAUUCAAUGAAAUCAUACUUUCUAUGAAGAACAUCAACGAGAUUCUCCAAUAGUCCACUGUAUGGAACGAUGCCUCAGCUAUUUUCGUCAUCGUUUUAGCGUCUGGUGAAGUAGGAUCAUCACUUGUAACCUCUUCUACUAACCUAAGAAUUAGAGAGUUCAAUAUAGUCAUCAUAAUUGGUUAGCUAAUUAUGUUCUUAGUAAAGUCUCACAGCUCAACUUCGGUAACAUCGGUGAGGACAAGUCUAGCAACAUUGUACUCGUCUUUAAGAAACGAAGAGGCUUGUUUCUUGA
Molecule: messenger RNA, 1247 nt
Organism: Camelina sativa (false flax)
Lineage: Eukaryota; Viridiplantae; Streptophyta; Magnoliopsida; Brassicales; Brassicaceae
Source: RefSeq, a predicted model, not a curated record